AUGUUUUCAGUGACUGCCGCACGUAUUGUGCCUGGAUUGGUCUCGCGCCGUUCGCUUGCUCCAGCAAUGCAGCAAAUUGCUUCGUUUAGAUUUUCGGGUCACAGUACACGUAAGCAAUCAAAUGUUGCGGACGAACAACUCAAAUCUCUGAUGAAGAACAAAGCAAAGCCACCCGUAGAAGAAAAGCCAAAGGAGGAAAAGCCAAUUGAAUUCAACGAGACUCUAAUUCGAAAGGAGGAAACUUUUCCUGUAGAUGCUGCCCUCAUUAAUCAAUUUGCUCCAAAGAUUAAGGUAAUUGGUGUUGGAGGUGCCGGUGGAAAUGCUCUGAAUAACAUGGUCACGAACAAAUUGAAGGGGGUCGAGUUCGCUGCACUCAAUACUGAUGCACAGCACCUGGCCACCAGUAGAGCUGACACCAAAAUCCAAAUUGGUGCUGAAUUGACAAAAGGUCUUGGUUGUGGCGCCAAUCCAGAUGCUGGCCGUAUGGCAGCGGAAGAAUCUAGAGAAGAAAUCAAGAAAGCUGUUGAGGGUUCUCACUUGGUCUUCAUUACCGCUGGUAUGGGAGGCGGAACAGGGACAGGAGCUGCUCCAGUGAUUGCUGAUAUCUGUUAUGAAAUGGAUAUCAUGACUAUUGGAGUUGUCACCAUGCCAUUCAACUUUGAAGGAACUCAUCGAAGAAGAUUGGCUUUGGAGGGCAUUGACCGUCUUGCUGAAGUCGUAGACACUUUGAUUGUAAUUCCCAACCAAAAUCUCUUUGAAAUUUCUGGACCAGAAACAACCUUUGCUGACGCAUUCCAGAUGGCAGACGACGUUCUUUUGGGAGGUGUGAAGACCGUCUCAGAACUGAUGACAUCGCCUGGAAUCAUCAACCUCGAUUUCGCUGAUGUCAGAUCAGUAAUGUCAGAUAUGGGAAACGCCAUCAUGGGUACUGGCGUAUCGGAUGAUCCAGAAGACAGGGCGAUAAAAGCAGCAGAGCAAGCUUUGGGAAAUCCUCUGCUUGGUUUAUCCCUUGACAUUUCUUCCGCCAAGGGAGUCCUUGUUAAUAUUUCGGGUGGAUCAGAUAUGACGCUUUAUGAGGUCGACCGAGCAGCACAGCUCAUCACAGGCAAAGUAGCAGACGAAAAUGCCAAUAUUAUCUUUGGCAGUACACAUGACAAAUCGCUAGAGGGCAAGAUUCGGGUUAGCCUUGUUGCUACAGGCAUUGACCGCCUUGACUAUUAUUGA
Cylindrotheca closterium is the source of this 1224-nucleotide messenger RNA. Lineage: Eukaryota; Bacillariophyta; Bacillariophyceae; Bacillariales; Bacillariaceae. The record is from the annotation of a GenBank genome assembly.